AUGUCGCUGCACGGGGACGAGGCUUCCGCGCCGCUCAUCAAUCGCGUGAAGCAGCACGCCGUGCUCAAGUUUGAAAGGGGGCCCGCACAGGCCGUACACGUGCGCGACGUCGCAAAGGCUAUGGUCGCGGAUGGGAUCAACAAUGCGAAGAAGGUAGAGCUGAGCGAUAUUGAGUUCCGCUUUCGAAAGAGGCAGUAUGACUUGAUCGAGUAUUGGGGGGAGGAUAUCGUCUGGAUGGCGACUGAGAGGAGGGACGCGCAGAAGAGAGCGUGGCGGAGGAGGAAGGAGGAGCGGGAGGGGAAGAGAGUGUCAGAGUAUGCAAAGGUUGAAGGGGGAGUGCAGAGCGAGUGGAGCGAAGGAAGUGCUUCGGUGCAAGGGGGUGGAGGAGGGGAUGUGGUGGAUGGAUACGCGCAGGGCGUGCCAUAUGAGCAGGACAUGCCAGGGGAGAGCGAGCGUUCCGGAGAUUCUAGUGAGGGCGGUAGCACUGAUGUGGGAAUUGACCGCCUGUCUCAACAACGGCUUGGUAACCCUCCGGAUGUGAGGGCAAGGGCUGCCGUGCGAAAUGCCGGGAGUUUGCCAAUUGGAUCGGUGGAGUCGCUUGCACAUCAGCUCGCACAGUCCCCAGUGAAGAUUCGCGACAAUGAGUUGCUACCGGAUGUCGAACUCAGCGAGGCUAGUCGUCGAGAAUCUUCUGUCGAAAAGGUUGCACCGGCGCUGUACGAUACAACCAACUGGGAGCAAGAGGUCUUGGAACAAGAACGCGAAGCCCACCGCGAGUAUGGUGAUGAAGGGAACGUACUGGAAGAUCUUGCACUCUACUCAACUGCGUCUGGUGAGGAUGUGGAUGGGUUGCCGCCUCCAGAAGGUAUCCAGCUGCCAGACUAUGCGCCGUUGACAGGUGGAAUGGCUGGGGAAGACAGAUUCUCAGACGAGAGCUUCGAUCCCACCCAGGACUUUCCCGAAAGAGAUUCAUAUGUUUCUUAUGCUUCGUAUGCCGCCGGGCGAGUUCCGGAGGAGGAGAUUAUUAGUCGGUACCGUCCUGAUCUCCAACCAGAUGAAGCACAGUUGGAAGCAACUUUCGAAGAAGAUCCUAGAAACAACCGACGCUUCCGUCAAUCAACGAGGGCCGAAGACAUGCCUUCUAGGCGGAGAAGGAAGGAAAGUGUGCGUUCCCAAAAUCAAGUUGAUUCUGCAGCUCCGAUGCAGCGAUUUUCGGCGCUUGUAUCACGGAUUCUUGCAGCAACUGAUAGACCGUCGCAACGGCGACAGAGGAGAGCGCGUGUGGUUGAAGUGGAAGAUACGGAACUUGACAUGUUGGAUCAAGGGUUUGAUGGUUUUUAUGAUCCACCAUUACGAGGAAACGGGGACAUGAGAGAGGCUGGUAACGUUGAUAUUUGAUUAAAGAAGCAGUAUAGAGUCACGUCAACAAUGUUAGCGCGAUAAGAUGAGGUUGAAUCGGCGUA
Messenger RNA from Chondrus crispus (carragheen), 1463 nucleotides. RefSeq lists its product as hypothetical. The transcript has 2 exons. The record is from RefSeq and is a predicted model, not a curated record. The coding region runs from base 1 to 1398 and encodes 465 amino acids. Lineage: Eukaryota; Rhodophyta; Florideophyceae; Gigartinales; Gigartinaceae.